AUGGCCACUCUCGGCAGAGCCAGUGUCUUGCUCUUCUUCCUCACGGUCCUUUGCUCCACGGGACCUCUACCUGGUCCUGCCAAUGCAAGGCAUUUCCCUCGUAAGGAUGGCAUUAGUGCCAGCGCCACCUAUCUCAGCAAGUUCUCCUUGCCACCGCUACCCUGGAAGUCCGACAGCAGCCAUGGAUCGGGAAGUGGCCAUGGAUUCGGCUGGACCAUUUCGCACAAUGGGUCGGACACAAACAUUGGAUUUGGCGGGGGUGCUGGUGGUGGCAUUGGUACCACCCGUGCUGGUGGCUCUAGUGCAGGCGGCGGAGUUGGCCUUGGGGUCGACAUUGACAUUGGCAAGGGUGGAGUGGAUGUGGGCAUCGGUGUUGGCGGCAGCGGCGCCAUCAGUACCCACAACGGAAGCGCAAGUGUACGUGGUGGUCUUGGAGAAGGCAUUGGAAUCCACUUCGGCCCUGAUGGUCUGGUUGUCACCCAUGGAGGUGGUGCCAACGUAGGCGGUGGUGGCAGUGAUGGUGCGUCCGGCAGUGGAAGCGGUGUUGGACAUGCAGGCAAUGCUGUGGGUAGCGGCCAAGGCUCUGGAAAUGCAAGCGGUGGAACAGGCAGUGGCGGAGGGAGUGGAAGCGGCGCAGGACAAGGAGGCUUUGGAGGAGGCGGUGGGGGUGGCACUGGAAGUGGUCGCCAUCCGUGAGGAUUGAGUAAUUGUUCUGUGUGCGUGGAGGAAAUCAGCUUGGUUUGUGAUGUAGUGUUUAAGCUUUAGUUGGUGGGUUGCCGUGUGAAUUGUUAAGGUAGCUACAGGAUUUUAGCGAUGCUAUUAGAUUUCGGUGGAUGAAUAUUAAUUUCUUCUGCAGUGAUGCAUGAACAAA
Panicum virgatum (switchgrass) is the source of this 871-nucleotide messenger RNA. Its product is annotated as glycine-rich cell wall structural protein 2-like. The record is from RefSeq and is a predicted model, not a curated record. Lineage: Eukaryota; Viridiplantae; Streptophyta; Magnoliopsida; Poales; Poaceae. The transcript has a single exon. Bases 1 to 696 code for a protein of 231 amino acids.